Pygocentrus nattereri (red-bellied piranha) is the source of this 3247-nucleotide messenger RNA. It is a transcript of the gene prodha, whose product is annotated as proline dehydrogenase (oxidase) 1a. The coding region runs from base 121 to 1968 and encodes 615 amino acids. The transcript has 14 exons. Gene Ontology annotation, cellular component: mitochondrion. Lineage: Eukaryota; Metazoa; Chordata; Actinopteri; Characiformes; Serrasalmidae. The record is from RefSeq and is a predicted model, not a curated record. Gene Ontology annotation, molecular function: FAD binding; proline dehydrogenase activity.
GACUACUAUGAAUGAGAGUCAGGAAGCUUCUUCGCGCCCAGACAGACUGACGGACUCUCUCAGCGGCUCGGCCCGUUACUCACCUCAGAACCCCCUCACAGUCCCGGCGUCUCGGUCAGGAUGUCCUACUCCAGAGCUUUACCGGCUCUCGCCCGCCUGAAGCCCGACCGGCUGAUCCGGUUCCGUUCGACAGCGGCCUCGAGCCGAGCCCAGGAGAAGAGCGAGGAGGCGCAGCUGGAGCCCGCGUGCACGCUCGUGGAGAAGCCGUGCGAUGUGGACCUGAUAGCUGCCCACCCGGACAGGACCACCAAGAUCUGCGUGGACUUCGACAACACGCGCGAGGCGUACAAGAGCAAAGACACGCUGGAGCUGCUGCGCAGCCUGCUGGUCUUCAGGCUCUGCGCCUUCGACUUUCUCGUCGACAGGAACAAGGAGCUGCUGGACCUGAGUAAGAAGAUCCUGGGCCAGACCCUGUUCGAGAAGCUGAUGAAGAUGACUUUUUACGGGCAGUUUGUGGCGGGAGAAGAUCAGGACGCCAUUAAGCCCCUGAUUGCGAAGAACAAGGCUUUCGGCGUGGGCUCGGUUCUGGACUACAGCGUGGAAGAAGACCUCACGCAGGAGGAGGCGGAGAAAAAGGAGAUGGACUCCUGCGUAUCAGAGGCUGAAAAGGAAAGUCAUGGUAUUGAUCACCGUGAGAAGAAGUACAAGGCACACCGGCAGUUCGGGGACCGGCGAGGGGGCGUGAUCAGCGCCCGCACGUAUUUCUACGCCGACGAGACCAAAUGUGACAGCCACAUGGAGACCUUCAUCAAAUGCAUCAAAGCGUCCGCCGGCAGCUCAGUGGAUGGAUUCUCAGCCAUUAAGAUGACUGCUUUGGGUCGGCCUCAGUUCCUGUUGCAGUUCUCAGAGGUGCUGGUGAAAUGGAGGAGGUUUUUUAACCUGCUUGCCGCGCAGCAGGGGAAGGACGGCAUGGCUGUGCUGGAGCAGAAACUCGAGUUUGAGCAGCUUCAGGACAGUUUGGCCAAUCUGGGCGUGGGAGCCAAGCAGGACAUUGAGAACUGGUUCACUGGAGAGAAACUGGGCUCGUCUGGGACUAUCGACUUGCUGGACUGGAACAGCCUCAUCAACGACAGAACGAAGAUCUCCAACCUGCUUGUGGUGCCCAAUGUGGAGACGGGUCACCUGGAGCCUCUGUUGAGCCGAUUCACCGACGAAGAGGAGCGGCAGAUGAAGAGGAUGCUACAGCGGAUGGACGUUCUGGCCAAGCAUGCGGUUGAGAACGGCGUGAGGUUGAUGGUGGACGCCGAGCAGACGUAUUUCCAGCCAGCGAUCAGCCGACUGACCCUGGAGAUGCAGAGAAUCUUCAACAAACAAAAACCCAUCAUCUUCAACACCUACCAGUGUUACCUGAAGGAGGCCUAUGAUAACCUGAGCGUGGACGUGGAGCUGUCCCGCCGCGAGAGCUGGUGCUUCGGGGCCAAGCUGGUCCGUGGGGCUUACAUGCACCAGGAGAGACAGAGAGCGGCCGAGAUCGGCUACGAGGAUCCCAUCAACCCCGACUAUGAGUCCACCAACAGGAUGUACCACAGGUGUCUGGAAUAUAUCCUGGAGGAGAUCAACCACAACAGGAAGGCCAGUGUCAUGGUGGCAUCACACAACGAGGACACUGUCAAAUUCACACUGGAAAAGAUGAACGAGAUGGGACUCUCUCCCACGGAGAAUAACGUCUGCUUCGGCCAGCUGUUGGGCAUGUGUGAUCAGAUCAGCUUCCCUCUGGGUCAGGCCGGGUUCCCUGUGUACAAAUAUGUUCCGUACGGUCCAGUGAACGAGGUUAUCCCGUACCUAUGUCGCCGGGCACAGGAGAACCGCGGUAUCAUGAAGGGCUCACAGAGAGAGCGCAGCCUUCUAUACAACGAGCUCAAACGGCGCCUCUGCGAGGGCCAGCUGUUCUACAAGUCUGCCUGCUGAAGACUACACACCAGUCUUCGAUUAUAGACUGCUCAACUAAGGAACUCCUGAAGAUCAGCUCUCCCAUUAUAGACCAGUCUACUAUAGACUGUUCUUCUAUUAUAGACUGUCCUGCCUAAAAACGGCUGUGUAAAUCAGUCUACUAUACACCUGCUUUCUACUGUAGACUAAUUGACUAUAGACUACUUCAAAGCUGUUCCUUGGACUCCACCAGUUGUCUAUUGUAUGCCAGUCUACAGAAGACCUAUCUUUAUUGUAAUCUUCGGUUACUUUAGACCAGAAAUUUAUUGAAGACCAGUCUUUUAUUGUAGACAAGCGUAUUGUGGACCAGUCGUCUGUCGUAGGACAGUUUACAUAAAGGCUGUUCUGUAGACUGCCCUACUGUAGACCAGUCUUCUAUUGAAGUCCAGGCUUCUAUUGAAGACCAGUCUGCUGUAGGCCAGUCUUCUAUUGUAGACGAGUCUACUAUAGACCAGUCUUCAAUUAUAAACUGCCCAACUUAAAAGCUGCUCUGUAGACAAGUCUACUACUACUGUAGACCUGUCUAUUAUAGACCUGUCAUCUAUUAUAGACCUGUCUACUAUAGACCAUUCUUCUUUUGCAGGCCUGUUUACUAUAGACUUGUUUUCUGUUGUAGACCUGUCUGCUAUAAACCAUUCUUCUGUUAUAGACCAUUAUGUAGUCUACUAUACAGAACGUUAUAGUCUACUACAGACCUGUCUUCUGUUGCAGGCCUGUCUAUUACAGACUGGUCUUUCAUUGUGGACCUGUCUGCUAUAGACAAUUCUUCUAAUUAAGACCAGUCUACUAUAGACAAGUCCUCUGUCGAAGACCAGUCUGCUAUAGACUAGUCUUCUAUAGUAGAUGAGUCUACUAUAGACCAGUCCUAUGUGACAGACUACCCUACUCAAAAGCUGCUCUAUAGACCAGUCUACUAUAGACUAGGCAUGUAUCAUGGACAGCUGCUCUGAUGCAGCUCCUCGAUCACCUCCCGUCGCAGCCUCUGUAGUUGGGGUCAGCGAUCGUUGACCUCAGUCAAACAGUUGAUUAGUUGAUGAGGUUUGCUCAUUAAAUACAGUUACAGCCCAAGAGAGUUUAAAGCCCGCUGUCGGAAAGAAAACCUAGAGCUACGCCCUUUGUGGAGUAGCCAUGCUGUGCAGUCUUCAUGCUUUUUAUGGGACCUGGCCGUCUCUUUGUGUCUGUUACUGUAGUCAGACUGUUCACCACAUGUGCACACUGUAUUAAACACAGGGGGCAGUCACACUCCACUGUAAACAUA